AUGAAUUACGUUUCUUUAUUUAUUUCAUUUUAUCUUUUUAUGAUAAUUUUUGCUAAUGAUUCAUCUUUAAAUUCUCAACAACAAGUUGAAUUAUUUACUAAAAUUGUAUCAGAUAUAAAAUUACAUCCAUCUGAUUAUAUUAAUUUAUUUAGAACUGGUGAUGUUGCUAUUCCAAUAAAUUUAUUAGGUCAAGUUGGACAAAUUACGACAUAUACUGAUGAUUCAUAUACUACAAUGAUUGAAAAUUCAGAUAUAAGAAAUAAUUUAGAUAAUUUAGCUACUCAAUUACCUUGGUAUAAUCAAAGAAUAGCUGGUGAUAAUAUUCCACUGGUUACAACUAGUAUUAAUUCUAAUAGUGAAUUGAGUACUACAAAUAAUAAUAGUAAUAUAGGUUUUAAAUAUUCAAGUUCAUUAUUUGGAUUAAUAAGUGGAUUUUUAAUAUCAAUCAUAUGGUAAUAAUAUAAAAGUGAUAUUAAUUUCUUAUUAGUUUCUCGAGUGUCAAAAAAUAAACUUUUCUAUUGUCGCGAAAUUUUACGACACUGGAAUAAAAAAAUAAAAAAAAUAAAAAAAAAUAAAAAAAAAAAAUAUAAAACAUUUUCGUUUCAUAUUUUUAUUGAAUUAUAUAAUGUCAACGGAAGAAAGUAUGCUUAUUAAAUACUAUAUAUUCAAAUAUUUACUAACUAUCUUUAUAAGUGAGCUUGAAUGAAAGACAUCAGCAGCAACAACAACAGCAGCAACAACAACAGCAUCAACAGCCUACUUCAAGAAAUAGAUUUGGUUGGGUAAGGCGAUUAAUGCAAGGUCAAAAUAGAACUACAGCAACAACAACAACAACAACAACAACAACAACAACACGUAAUCAUACUCCACAUAAUCAUCAUCAUGGUCAUAAUAGUCAAGAUUAUGCUAAUUAUUUGUCAAAGAGAGGCACAUCUAAUUCAAAACCAAGAAGAAAUGAAAAUGUUAAUAAAAUUACAUCACAAUCUUCAAAACAAUUAAAUAAAAUAAAUAAUAAUAAUAAUAAUAAUAAUUAUAAUCUUCAUUCACGUAAUGGUUCAGAAAAUUAUUCAAUUGACAAUAAUAGUAGUGAUUUAAUAACUAACAAUAGUGGUGAUUUGGAUGAUAAUGUUAGUACAACACCUUUAAAAUCAAUUAUUUCUGCUCAAUCAACAAAAUCUCCUUCAAUAUUGAGUAAUGGUGAAUCACAAAAUGUUGAUACUUCAACUGCUGAAACUUCAUUAGCUCCAAGUGUAUAUACAUCACAUGCUCAUCAAUUACAACAAAAUUUACAACCACAUACUCAAGUCACUAUUCAACUGCCUAAUGAAAGAGAAAGAGAAAGAGAUAGAGAAAGGGAUAGAGAUAGAGAUAGUGAAUCUAUAGUUACAUUAGCGUCAUCAUCAAGAAGAAUAAGAAGAAGAAGUAUUGACACAAAUUGUAGUACUGCUGGUAUUCCACCUGCAUCAAUAUUUGAAAGAUUAGGAGUACAACAAAAUACAGCUGCUAAUUCAAUCUAUGCAACAAGUAUAAAAACAAAUAAUGAUAGAAUAAGUCAGAUUGAAAAUACUAAUCAUUCAGAUGAUCAAACUAGUUCAAUAAAGAGUAUAAAUUGAAUGGAAUAUAUAUAUAUAAGAAUAUAUAAAUAUAUAUAAAAUAUAACAAAUUCAACUGGUAGCAUCUCUCAUAGUUAGAAAUCCAAAUUUAGCAAAAUCAAAACAGAAGUUACAAAAAAAAUAAUUCAUAAAACAAACAAUUCUUUGAUAAGAAAAAGGGUAAUACAAAAUACUAAAGAAUAUAAGUUACCAAAAUUAAUGUACUAAUAAAGUUUUAUCGAUGGGUACAUUUUAUACUGAUACAUCUAUUGAAGGAGAUGUUUAUAUUCAAAAAUUAUCAUCUUAUAUUCGAAAAAAUGAAGAAAAUUUAGCCAACGGCUUAUUAUGUUUUAGUAAAAACAGACAACAAUCAACAAAUUUAAAAACAAAACCUUUACGAUUAACAUUUACAAUACAUCAUUUAUAUUAUAUUACUGAAAGAAUAGAUCAAUCGAGUCUUGGUGUUGAUGUUGGUCCACUAAAUAUUAAAUUAGAUAAUCCUAAUCAUGAACCAACAUUUAUUUCAUUUAUGGCAAAUAAUGCAAGAUCGUCAUCAUCUAGACAUUUUAUAGAUAGUGAUACUAGAUCAAUAUCAUCAAUAAAUUCUAUGAAAUCAAUAGUUUCAAGUGCUUCCAUAUAUUGGAGAUCUUUAACAAAUAUAAAUAAAAUUGAUCCAAAAUUGAUUCAAAAAGAUAUUAAAUAUUUAUAUUCCUCAUUUACUAAAAUACCUUGUCUUAUAUUAAAUUCAAAUACAAAAGUUAAUAGUAUAAAUGGUUAUGAAGAAUAUCCAUGUGAUACAUCAAUACCAAUAAAAAUGUUUAAAAAUUUGCAAGUUUUAGAAAUUGUAGAAUAUGAACCAAAUGAAAUAUUUGGAUGGAAUAUACUUUCUGAGCAAUUGAGAAUAUUGAUAAUACGGAGAAGUAAGAUUAAUAAUAUUGGGGAAAUUUUAUUUAAUUUAGUUAUUGAUGAUGAGAGUGGUAGAUUAAGUUUCAAUACGAAUAUAAAUAACAAUAACCGACAACUGAAGUAUUUUUUAUCAGCUGAUGAUUCAAUAACGGAAAUUAAUAAUUCAUUUAAAUACAAGAGAGAUAGACGUAACACAACAAGCUCAAACUCUUUUGGUCAAGCUGGUUCUUUACCAAAAGAUAAUGUCUACCUUGAUUCUAAAAAUUAUGAAUCAUUACCAGAGACGAAAUGGUCAUUUUUAAAGCAAUUAACAAUUUCAGAAACUAACAUUAUUAAUGUACCUAGAUUUAUAUUCAAACCAUUGACAAGUUUAGUUAAAUUAAACUUAUCCAAUAAUUUAUUAGAAGAAGUGCCUGCUGGAUUAGAUCAAUUAAUAAAUGUAAAAUAUUUAAACUUUGCAGAUAAUUAUAUAACAAAUUUAAAGAAUUUACCAAAUAAUUUAAUUCAAUUAUUGACUUUAAAUUUCAAUAAUAAUAAAAUCUCCGAUUUAUCAGGAUUAGAAAAUUUAUCAUCAUUAGAAAAGAUAGAUCUUAGAAAGAAUGAAUUAAAAGAAUUAAAAGAUUUAAAACCCUUAGUAUCCUUGUUUAUGAAAAAUAAUCAAAAUCAGUUGGACAAUGUUUAUUUAAUACAAAAUAAAUUACCUAAAAAUUAUCGAAUUGAUUUAUUUAAUUUAUUCAAUGGAAUAAGAUAUAAAAACAAUAUUAAAAUAGAUGAUUCACGACCAGGAUAUUUUGAAAAAGCAAUGUUAUUAGAGUCAGAAACAGCAAUUAAAAACCUAGAAAAGUUUUACAAUUUAAAUAAAAGAAAUUCAGUGUUAACUGCUGAAACAAUUGAUGAAACAAAUACAAAUACUUUAGUAUCGAUUAGUCCAUCUGCUAAACAAGAAAUAUUAUUGGAAUCAUUUGCAAAUUUAAAAAUUGAUAAUGAAAAUUCUUCACCAAAGUCUGCAAAAUUUAAAAAAUAUGAUUUAUCACAUACUGUUAUUUCAACUUCAUUAUCUUUAUUAUCACCAUCUACUCAACCUAGUUCUCCGUUGCAUGCAAAUCAUAAUAUAACGAAUAAGUCUAGUAUCAAUGUUGAAUGUUCAUUACCUUCCCCCUUGAACAAACAAACUCCAAUGAUUCAUAUGAAUAAAUCAAACAGUUCGAUUCCCUCUACUCCAUCAAUUAAAAGGUCAACUACGUUGGUUGAUUUUGAAAAAAUUAAUGUAAAUUACAAUACCGCUCCAAAUAUAUUAACACCUGUUCAAGUUACUGCUAGAAUGUCAACAUAAAUACAAUGAAAAUAAUGUCAUUCAUAAUAUUGUUCCAAGGUAUUUUAGCUCAAAUUUUACUUAUAGGAAUACAUAAUUGGUAUAAUAAUGUCAGUCAUACUACAGCUUCAAUUACCUUGGAUCAAGUGAAACUGCUAAUAUUUACAUAAAUACAUAACUUUUUUUUUUUUGUUUUGAAAAAAAUUAGCCGCUUUAAAGGUACAAUUUAUAUGCAAAAGCACAACCACCAAAUAUGAUUUGUCAAUGGUUAUUAAUAUUAUUAGUUUCAUUUGUUUUAUCAUUAGAUGAUGAUAGUAAAGUUAGUUUCACACUUGAAUCAAAAUUUUCCAACUCUUCUAAUUUGAAAUUCGGCAGUGAUAAUUCAAUUAUUCAAAAACGUUCAAAACAUUCUGAAUCUUUUAUGGUUGAAGAUCCAAUGGAGUACCGCAUUCAAACCCAUUUUCCAAGUCGUAUGUAUAUAACAAAGCUAAUUUUUAUAUGGUACUAACGGUUUUAUAGCCGUGGGUGGUAGACUAGAAAAUAUUUGGCAAAAGGCCUAUGAAAGGGCAAGAAAAGUUGUUGAUAAAAUGUCUAUUACUGAAAAAGUUAAUUUAACUACUGGUACUGGAUGGGGGUCAGGUCCGUGUGUUGGAAAUACAGGAAGUGUGCCAAGAUUAGGUAUCCCUAAUUUAUGUUUACAAGAUGGUCCAAAUGGUGUUAGAUUUACUGAUUUUGUUACUCAUUUUCCAUCUGGUUUAGCAGCAGGAACUACUUUCAAUAAAGGUUUAAUUUAUCUUAGAGGUAAAGCAAUUGGUAAAGAAUUUAAGAAAAAGGGAAUUCAUGUUUGUUUGGGCCCAACAAUUGGUCCAAUCGGUUUAAAAGUUAAUGGUGGUAGAAAUUGGGAAUCGUUUGGUAGUGACCCUUAUUUACAAGGUAUUAUGGGAGCUGCAACUGUUGAAGGUAUUCAAGAUGAAGGUGUUAUUGCCGUUGCAAGACAUUUAAUUGGUAACGAACAAGAACAUUUUCGACAAAUUGGUGAAUGGGAUGAAGAAAUUUUUGGUCAAGGAUGGGAUAAAUUAGAAAAUUCAAUUAGUUCCAAUAUUGGAGAUCGAGCAAUGCAUGAAAUUUAUUUGUGGCCAUUUGCAAAUGUUAUAAAAGCUGGUUGCGGAGCAAUUAUGUGUUCUUAUAAUCAAUUAAAUAAUUCAUAUUGUUGUGAAAAUUCAUAUUUAAUCAAUUAUUUAUUAAAAGAAGAAUUAUCUUUUCAAGGAUUUGUUAUGAGUGAUUGGGGUGCUCAACAUACUGGUGUAAAUUCGGCAUUAUCAGGGUUAGAUAUGACAAUGCCCGGUGAAAUUUUCGACGAUUGGUUAACUGGUAAAUCAUUAUGGGGUCCAUUAUUAACAAGAGCUGUUUAUAAUGGUACAAUACCACAGCAAAGAUUAAAUGACAUGUGUACAAGAAUAAUUGCAACCUUUUUCGCAAUACCAACUGUUAAUUUACCGUUGGAGGAUGAUGUACCAAAUUUCUCAUCUUGGACUCACCAUACAUUUGGUCAAGAAUUUCCUUAUCAACAUUUUGGUCCAAUAUUACAAAAAAAUUGGCAUAUUGAUGCAAGAUCGGAAUUUAGUGAUAAUACUGCAUUAACAGUUGCAAGAGAAUCUGUUGUUUUAUUGAAAAAUUCUGGACAUAAUAUCCCAAUUGAUAAAAGUGAUGGAGUUAGACGAUUAUUAAUUGUUGGGAAAGGUGCAUUUGCUGAUCCAAAUGGGUUUAAUUGUAAGGACCAACGUUGUACGAAUGGUUUAUUAUCUUCUGGUUGGGGUUCAGCUGCUGUUAAUAAUCCAUAUGUCAUUACUCCGUAUGAAGCAAUUGCAAAAAAGGCAAGAGAAAGAGGUAUCUUAAUAGAUUACAAUUUUAAUAACUGGGAUCUAGAUCAUAUGGAAGAUUUAGCUGAUUAUUCAGAUUUAUCGAUUGUAUUUGUUAAUUCAUUUUCUGGUGAAGGUUAUAUUUAUGUCGAAAAUAAUUUUGGUGAUCGUCAAAAUAGCUCAUUAUGGCAUAAUGGAGAUGAAAUUAUUGAAAAAAUUGCAAAUAAAUGUCAUAAAACAAUUGUUGUAAUUUCAAGCACUGGUCCAAUAAAUAUGGAAAAAUGGAUUGAACACGAAAAUGUAGUUGGAGUAAUAUGGACACCUCCAUUAGGUCAAUUUGUUGGACAAGCAAUUGCUGAUGUUUUAUUUGGAGAUACGAAUCCUUCAGGGAAAUUACCAUUCACUAUUGCUAGGAAAAAACAACAUUAUGUAUCAAUAAUUGAUGAAUUAAAUGGUGAAAAAAAUCCACAAGAUAAUUUUGAUCGUGAUAUUUAUUUAGAUUAUAGAUUUUUUGAUAAACAUAAUAUAAAACCAAGAUUUGAAUUUGGAUAUGGUUUAAGUUUUACAAGUUUUAAAGUUUGUAAUUUAAAAAUUACCGAGAUUAAUUCGCCGUCUGAAUACUUACCGUAUCCACAGGAAUAUUUACCUUUAACUAAAAUUGUUGAAGAUGAUGUUUGUGAUCCCGAAGAUGCAUUAUUUCCCCAUGAUGAAUUUGAUCCAGCUCCAGGAUAUAUAUAUCCUUAUUUAUAUAAUGAAAAUACUAGAUCAUUAGAUGAAGAUGAAACUUUUGAUUAUCCACAAGAUUAUAAUCCUGAUCAACCUAAUAAUCCUCCUUUGUCAGGUGGUGGAUUAGGUGGAAAUCCAACAUUAUGGGAAAUUUUAUAUGAAGUUAGUGUUGAAGUAAAAAAUGAAGGUAAAUUGAAAGGUGGUUACGUUUGUCAAUUAUAUAUUGAAUUUCCAAAUACAAUUUUAUCAACACCUCCAAAACAAUUACGAGGAUUUGAAAAGAUCUUUUUGGAACCUGGUUCAUCUCAAGUUUUAAAUUUUAAUAUUUUACAUCGUGAUUUAAGUAUAUGGGACCCCGAAUCUCAACAAUGGAUUAUUCAAACAGGUACCUACAAAAUUUUUAUUGCCUCGUCAAGUAGGAAAGUUGAAUUAUGUGGUGAAAUUGAUAUAGGUUGUUAA
Molecule: messenger RNA, 6854 nt
Organism: Insectozyma verbasci
Lineage: Eukaryota; Fungi; Ascomycota; Pichiomycetes; Serinales; Debaryomycetaceae
Source: the annotation of a GenBank genome assembly